Bactrocera neohumeralis is the source of this 807-nucleotide messenger RNA. RefSeq names its product trafficking protein particle complex subunit 5 (gene Trs31). The transcript is spliced from 3 exons. Bases 116 to 700 code for a protein of 194 amino acids. The record is from RefSeq and is a predicted model, not a curated record. Gene Ontology annotation, biological process: endoplasmic reticulum to Golgi vesicle-mediated transport. Gene Ontology annotation, cellular component: TRAPPI protein complex; TRAPPIII protein complex; TRAPPII protein complex. Lineage: Eukaryota; Metazoa; Arthropoda; Insecta; Diptera; Tephritidae.
AAUCAGCUGUUUCAGAUCAACAAAACAAUUGCAUUUCUAUUUUUACUACAAGCUAAAGUAACAAAACACUAAUAAUUUUCAUAUUUCGCUACAUUUUAAUAAAAUCUCGUUCACAAUGGAAAAAUUGGAGGCGCUGAAAAUAUCAUCAAUGCGUCCACGCACAAAUAUACUUGACCGACCACUAUCUAAAGGUAAAGGCGAGGUAUCGCAAAGCAUAGUAGCACUGCUUUUCAGUGAAAUCGUGCAAUACUGCCAAAGUCAAGUGAGCACAGUGCAGGAGCUACAAAACAGAUUGCAUGCCCUUGGCCAAGAUGUGGGCACACGGGUUAUUGAUUUAUACUUUAUGCGCGAACGCAAUGGCAAGCGUGAAACAAAGUUAACGCAAAUGCUGUUAUUUGUUAAAACAACAGUAUGGAAGAAUUUAUUUGGCAAAGAGGCUGAAAAGCUCGAACAUGCAAAUGACGAUGAAUGCACUUAUUAUAUUAUCGAAAAGGAACCAAUGGUCAAUACGUUCAUAAGUGUGCCUAAAGAUAAGAGUACACUUAAUUGUGCCAAUUUUACAGCGGGUAUUGUGGAGGCAGUGCUAAAGCAUUCAGGAUUUCCUUGCAAAGUGACGGCUCAUUGGCAUAAAGGCACAACAUACAUGGUCAAAUUCGAUGACAAUGUUAUUGCACGCGACAAACAACUGGAAGAUAAAUAGAUUUUACUGCACUUUAUUUAUAUUAAUCGCAAUUUUAUGUUCAAUUUUCAUAUUAAUUAGUCUACGUUUAUUCAUUAAUAAAAGCGUAUGCACACAUUUUCAAUAUA